Messenger RNA from Arctia plantaginis, 1587 nucleotides. The record is from the annotation of a GenBank genome assembly. NCBI's taxonomy places the organism in Eukaryota, Metazoa, Arthropoda, Insecta, Lepidoptera, Erebidae.
AUGCCAAUAGAAUGCCGACGAUCAACUACAGGGGGAAAGGGGAAUCGUGGAAUGUAUAUAGAAAGGGACCCAAAUAUCGUCGCAGCGGGUUUACCCACAGCACAACAAGAUGAGAAGGUAGGUGAUUUCUUGAAACAUUAUUUACUUCAAGAAGAAGCUGAUGCCCUAAUAGGCGACGCUAUCAUCCCACCACCUAAAGCUAGGGCACUACCACCACUGCGUAAGCCCAUACCUUUAGAUAUGCGGUUUGCAGGUCCUAAUUGCCAUAUGGCACAAACCUUAAAUACUUCAGAUAAAACAAAGUUUAUGACUCUAAUAUCAGAUUUUAAGGCCACAACGUAUAGUUCGUAUUGGAAGGCUCCGCUGGGACAGAGCAAGGAUCCUAUACCAAUGCUACCAGCUGGUUUUGAUAUACAUGGAACUACUUUUGGCAAAGCUACUCCUUUCCAUGGACGCUUAUACGAUAUUGUUAUGCCAAAAGUUCCUUACCCUGAUAAAACCCCACCAUCAAAAAAUGCUGGAGCUCAAAUAGACCGCAAGUAUUGUAAACCUCCUUAUAACCCUGAUUUAACAUAUGGUCAUCGGACAUUUGUAGAUAAACGAGGUACUUAUGCUCGGUGCUGUUUAUCUGACGACAGAAUAAAGUUAGGAGCAAGUAAUAAAAUGAUUUGUAAUACUGUGCAAUCAGAUUUCAUACAUGCAAAACAACCUAGAGUGGGUUUAGAACUGGCCCCUAACAACAACAUACGUGAAGUACCUGUUGGAUAUUCUUUCGGCAUUCUUAAACGACCUGAUAAUGUAGCCGAAUGUUUAGCGUACUGUGAAGUAAACAAAGGAGUUGCAUUUUUCAGGCAAUGCAUGAAACAUCUCAAUACUGUUCGAAAAGCAUUAUCAUCGAGAUAUUUACCCACAUUUUUUCACCAACUUUACUUAAGCUUAAAGUUUUAUGAUUCUAAUAAAACUGGAUGGUUACCAAAGGAUAUUGUUUAUAAAUAUUGUAAUAGUAAGUUGAUUAGAUUUGAUCCUACACUAAUGGAACCUUUAUUAUCAAUGUGGCAAGCAUGCGAUGGAAAUAAUAUUGAAUAUAAAACUUUUGUUCGUGUCAUUAACUACAGAAUACCUUCUCCUGAAAUGCCAAAAAUACCUGAUCUCAAAGCAGAUUGCUUAGAAUAUAGUACUACCUAUAGAGAAAUGGUCAAGCCAGGACAGGUUGCUGAUAAUCGUAAAAUGGCAGGAUUGCCUUCAGGCAGGUAUUUUGAUUUAGAUUACCCAAUAUCGCCCGAAAGAUGCUGUGCAGCGGAUAGAACAUGCCUUCCCCACGAAUCAGACAUGAAAAGUUGUAUUGCACCUAGUAUUUUAACAAAACUUUUCAUCGACCAUCGCGACAUGUAUACCAAACGGGAUGCCAGUACUAUUAGAAAAGUAUUUGAAGCCGCUGGAGAACAGUUUUCUGAUGAAAGGUUUGAGGCUCUUUGGAAAGAAGCUCAAAAACUUCAUUCAGAAGGCUGGGUUUGCUUUGAAACAUUUCGUCAGACAUUGGAGAACUGCCCGGAAUCUAAAGAUUCAGACAACAACAAGGCUGUCUAG